Messenger RNA from Arabidopsis lyrata subsp. lyrata, 225 nucleotides. RefSeq lists its product as uncharacterized. The record is from RefSeq and is a predicted model, not a curated record. NCBI's taxonomy places the organism in Eukaryota, Viridiplantae, Streptophyta, Magnoliopsida, Brassicales, Brassicaceae.
GACGAGGAAGAUACCAAGAAAACAAAGAGGCGAUCCACUGAUGCACAGAUUUGCCGAGGAAGGAAGAGAGAGGAGCCGUCGCGAGAAAAAACCAGACCCACCAAUGUCGCCAGGCUCACCGAAGAGAUCAAUCGGACUGAUCUGAGUCAAGCCAUAGAUCCACUUCGUGAACUGCGAACAAAAACGGCGACCCGAGCACACUAACGACCAACAGAACCGACGGAU